UGAGUUUCCCAAGCGAAACGGAGGCAAUAGUAGCUAAGAAAUGGCGGCCGCGCACGGCCGGCGCCGCAGGGUGGCCCUGCCGUGGACGGUGCGGCUCCGGCUCUGCGGCCUCGAGGCCGCCAUCGACGUGGCGCAGUGCCGAGACGGCGGCGUCAACCGUUCUCUCUUCUCCCUGUUCGACCGCCGGACGCCGGCCGAUCCCCGGCCGGACGCCACCGGCGUCGGCUCGACGGACAUCACCGUCGACGCGUCCCGCGGCCUCUGGGCGCGCGUUUUCACCGUGGCGGAGCGCUCGCCGUCGCCGCGACCCGUCAUCGUCUACUUCCACGGCGGCGGGUUCACGCUGUUCUCCGCGGCUUCCCGCACCUACGACGCCCUCUGCCGCACGCUGUGCGGCGGCCUCGGCGCCGUCGUCGUGUCCGUCAACUACCGUCUCGCCCCCGAGCACCGGGCCCCCGCCGCGUACGACGACGGGGAAGCCGUCCUCCGUUACCUCGCCACCACUGGCCUCCCCGGCCACGUCAGCCCAGUCGACGUCUCCGCCUGCUUCGUCGCCGGGGACAGCGCCGGCGGCAACAUCGCGCACCACGUGGCCCACCGCUGGACGGCCGCGACGUCGGCGUCGACAAGUCCCGUCCACCUCGCCGGCGUAAUACUCGUGCAGCCGUGCUUCAGCGGCGAGGAGCGGACGAAAGCGGAGCGCGCGCUGGACGGCGUGGCGCCGAUGCUGAACACCCGGCGGACGGACCUGUCGUGGAAGGCGUUCCUGCCGGAGGGGGCCGACCGGAACCACCCGGCCGCGCACGUCACCGGCGGCGACGACGGUGGCCCGGAGCACGAGCUGCCGGAGUCGUUCCCGCCAGCGAUGGUGGUGAUCGGGGGGCUCGACUCGCUGCAUGACUGGGGCCGGCGGUACGGCGCCAUGCUGCGGCGGAAGGGGAGGACGGCGCGGGUGGUGGAGUUCCCGGACUCCAUACACGCCUUCUACGUCUUCCCGGAGCUCGCCGACGACUCCCGGAAGCUCGUCGACGAAAUCAGGGCGUUCGUGGAAGAAAUCAUCAGGUCGAAGCAGUCCACUAGUUAGGGAUGGUCCACUCCAAGUCGUCAUGAAUUAGUAUCCCUAGUGUAAAACUAAAUAAUAUCUAUGGAUGAGAUAAUUUACGUGACAAUUAAAUGUAAAACUAAAUAAUACCUAAGAACUACUCCCUCCUUUUCAAAAUAAAUCAAUCUUUCACA
Oryza brachyantha (malo sina) is the source of this 1236-nucleotide messenger RNA. Its product is annotated as probable carboxylesterase 18. Gene Ontology annotation, molecular function: hydrolase activity. Bases 41 to 1084 code for a protein of 347 amino acids. The record is from RefSeq and is a predicted model, not a curated record. NCBI's taxonomy places the organism in Eukaryota, Viridiplantae, Streptophyta, Magnoliopsida, Poales, Poaceae. The transcript has a single exon.